Molecule: messenger RNA, 918 nt
Organism: Trichophyton rubrum CBS 118892
Lineage: Eukaryota; Fungi; Ascomycota; Eurotiomycetes; Onygenales; Arthrodermataceae
Exons: 4
Coding region: 1-918 (305 amino acids)
Cellular component (GO): catalytic step 2 spliceosome
Source: RefSeq, a predicted model, not a curated record
AUGGCAGAGAGUUCAAUCGCAUCCGCCGUCGCGCUACCUGAACCUCCACAGUAUCCCGGCCUAGAGGCUCUACCAAAGCGAAGACAGAGCAUUUCAAGUAACAGCAGCAGUAAAAGGAGGCGGCUGAGUGCAGACGGGUUCUCCGAGCGUGCGAAUCAGUCUACCCCGCCAAGUUCUUCGAAUACUCAACGGUUGAACGGUUCGAGUGAUGUGAAGGCAGCAGAUAAACCCAAGCCAGGGAGGGACGAGGAGCGGAAACGUGGUCGUAGGCUCUUCGGUGCUCUACUUGGAACACUGUCUCAAAGUUCUUCUACUCCAGCGCAGAGAAAACGCUCAGAGAUCGACAAGAAACAGCAAGCAAAGCUGGAGCUUCAGGAUAAAGAAUACAAUGAGCUAACCAAAAAGAAAUAUGAAGAUCUCCUGGCGUCGAGGAGGAAAGAUCAAGUUUUGUAUGAUUCCCAGUCGGCCGAAAUUCGUCACUCGAACAAGCUUGCAAUGGCACACUUUCUCCGCACUGAAACGGAACCAUCAUUGUAUUAUCGGCCGUGGUACCUUCGACCUCAAGACGAAACAAAGAUCCAAAGCCAAAUUGCGGAAGCAAAAUCAAGUAUAGAGAAGGAAAGAAUGGAUUCAAGUUCACGUUAUAAGCAGCAUGAGUCAACCAUCCACGAGCGGGAAAUUACCGUUGACAACCCUGAUGAUAACUCCGCUGAGGAUAAGGCCACAAAAGAUACCACAGACCUCAUAGGAUCUAAUACUAACGACCCGCUCGAACAGACCAGUGAGGCUCCGCAACGAACCUUAAUUGACACUACCCUUGUCCCCGUGCCUCCUGCAACCCAAGGACCAAGUGGACUUGAUGAGGAACACUCCGGUGAGGUACUAAUGGAAAAUACUGAGGAUGCUGUAAUUUAUUGA